This is a messenger RNA of Nelumbo nucifera (sacred lotus), 1184 nucleotides long. Its product is annotated as Leucine-rich repeat (LRR) family protein. Lineage: Eukaryota; Viridiplantae; Streptophyta; Magnoliopsida; Proteales; Nelumbonaceae. The record is from RefSeq and is a predicted model, not a curated record.
GAAAAAACAAAAGCAGAAUUCCUCACCCAUCGCCCAUGUUUUCCUCUGAUUGAUAUUCCCAAAGCCGAUCCUCCACCCUCUUUCGUCUCAUCUCAUCUCGCCCUCCUCUGCAACUCUCUUCUCUUUUUCGGGUCUCUCUCCAUUUCUUGGGGUCCUUGAAACCAAACCCUAGAAACCCAGAACAAGUGAAAGCCUUGUUAGGACGAAUUCUUGCAGGGAAGCCGGGGUCCUUUCGUCUUGAGAAGCGAGGAAGAGAUGGCUGCAUCCGCUCGGUUCAGUAGCGUGGAUGUUGCCGUAACCCUAGUCGUAGCCCUCUUUGUUAUCCCUUUGGUUUCUGCAAAUUCCGAAGGAGAUGCUCUCUACACGCUGCGCCGGAGCUUGUCCGACCCCGAUAACGUCCUUCAGAGCUGGGAUCCGACGCUUGUGAAUCCUUGCACUUGGUUUCACAUCACUUGCAAUCAGGAUAAUCGUGUCACUAGAGUGGACCUUGGCAACUCUAACCUAUCUGGCCAUCUGGUACCUGAACUUGGGAAACUUGAACACCUGCAAUAUCUAGAGCUUUACAAAAACAACAUUCAAGGAACAAUCCCGGUUGAGCUUGGCAAUUUGAAGAGUCUAAUCAGCUUGGACUUGUAUAACAACAAUAUCUCAGGGGUCAUUCCUCCUGAGUUGGGAAAGUUGAACUCUUUGGUAUUUUUGCGACUUAAUGACAACCAAUUGACUGGGCAAAUUCCAAGGGAGCUCGCUAGCAUUUCAAGCCUCAAAGUUGUAGAUGUCUCAAACAACAAUCUAUGUGGAACAAUUCCAACAACUGGACCAUUUGAGCACAUCCCGUUGAACAACUUCGAGAACAAUCCUCGACUGGAAGGCCCAGAGUUGCAGGGAUUGGCUACUUACGACACAAACUGCUCGUGAAUGGCGCUGCAAAUUCCAACUCUGCCCUGUGUUAAUUUGGGUUUUACUGUACGUGGAAAUGGGUAGGAGAUUUAUUUCCAUAUAAUAUAUAAAUAUAUAAUAUAUAGAUAUAGAUAUGGCCAGGGUUUGGAGGUAAAUGUAGUAGCUCAUAAUCAAGUGUAAAUCUUUACAGCAGCUCUCUGACUGUUCUAGCAUUUGUAAUUGUAGCUAUAAGCCGUUUCUGGACAUGAUGGUGGCUAAGGAAAAUGGAUUUUCCCUCUUCUAGUUUA